Molecule: messenger RNA, 2331 nt
Organism: Exophiala bonariae
Lineage: Eukaryota; Fungi; Ascomycota; Eurotiomycetes; Chaetothyriales; Herpotrichiellaceae
Product: Protein phosphatase PP2A regulatory subunit B
Exons: 2
Coding region: 1-2331 (776 amino acids)
Cellular component (GO): cytosol; ribonucleoprotein complex; nucleus
Molecular function (GO): mRNA 3'-UTR binding; poly(U) RNA binding; poly(A) binding
Source: RefSeq, a predicted model, not a curated record
AUGUCUUCCGCCGAGGGUGCUACCGCUGCUCCGGCUGCCGGCCAGAACGGUUCUGCUGAUGCCCCUACUUCCAACGGCGCACCUGCCAUCAAUACCAAUGUGGCUCAGGCUGAGGGCUCCGGCGACAACGAUGUCCAAACUCCCUUCUCCGCUACCCCCAACAACAACGCUCAACACUCUGCUUCGCUUUAUGUCGGCGAGCUCGAUCCUUCCGUUACCGAAGCCAUGCUCUUCGAGCUAUUCUCCUCCAUUGGUCAAGUUGCCUCCAUCCGAGUUUGCCGUGAUGCAGUUACGCGUCGCUCACUCGGCUAUGCCUAUGUCAACUACAACAACACCGCUGAUGGUGAGCGCGCCCUCGAAGAUUUGAACUACACCAGCAUCAAAGGUCGUCCUUGCCGCAUCAUGUGGUCUCAGCGAGAUCCUGCCCUGCGCAAGACUGGUCAAGGCAAUGUCUUCAUCAAGAACUUGGACGCUGCCAUUGACAACAAAGCCCUUCAUGACACUUUCUCUCAAUUUGGCAACAUCCUUAGUUGCAAGGUCGCUCAAGACGAACUUGGCAACUCCAAGGGCUAUGGCUUCGUUCAUUACGAGACCGCCGAAGCUGCCACUUCUGCCAUCAAAUCUGUUAACGGCAUGUUGUUGAAUGACAAGAAGGUUUUCGUCGGUCACCACAUUGCAAAGAGAGACCGUCAGAGCAAGUUCGAAGAGAUGAAGGCCAACUUCACAAAUGUCUACAUCAAGAACAUUGAGGAGUCGGUCAGCGAUGAGGAUUUCCAAAAACUCUUCGAAACAUAUGGCGAUGUCAUCUCCGCGACUAUCACUCGUGACGAAGCUGGCAAGAGCCGUGGUUUCGGAUUCGUCAACUAUACCAGUCACGAGGCUGCUGCUCAAGCUGUUGAUGAGCUCAACGACAAGGAGUUCCACGGCAAGAACUUGUACGUCGGACGUGCACAAAAGAAACAUGAACGUGAGGAAGAGUUGCGCAAGCAAUACGAAGCUGCGCGUAUGGAGAAGGCUUCCAAAUAUCAAGGUGUUAACCUCUAUGUCAAGAACUUGACUGAUGAUGUUGACGACGACAAACUCCGUGACCUUUUCAGCAGCUAUGGAACCAUCACUUCGGCUAAGGUCAUGCGCGACAGUGCUGAGCGAAGUGACUCUCCUUCUGGUGAGAAGGACAAGGAGAACGUCAAUAAGGAAGGCGAAGCCGAAGAGACCAAGCCAAGCUCUGAAGAUGAAAAGAAGGACGACUCACAGGAGGAGGGCAAGGAUGAGAGCAAGAAAGAAACCAAGUCAGGACAACGACUCUUUGGAAAGAGCAAAGGAUUCGGCUUCGUUUGCUUUAGCAACCCUGACGAAGCGUCCAAGGCAGUUUCUGAGAUGAACCAAAAGAUGAUUGGUGGUAAGCCCCUUUAUGUUGCGCUUGCUCAACGCAAGGAUGUUCGCAAGAACCAGCUUGAGGCUAGUAUCCAAGCUCGCAAUACCUUGCGUCAGCAACAACAAGCCGCUGCCGCCGGUAUGCCUCAGGGCUAUAUCCAACCUGCUGUCUUCUAUGGUCCAGGCCAACAAUUCCUUCCUCCUGGAGCCCAACAACGUGGUGGCAUGCCUUUUGCUGGCCAGCCUGGAAUGGUUAUCCCUGGUCUCCAAGGUGGUCGUGGCCAAUUCCCUGGCAUUCAACAAGGUGGUCGUGGUAUUCCUCAGGGCCAACAGUUCCCACCUCAAUUCGGCUUGCCCGGUCAAAUGCCAUUCAUGCAAAAUCCUGCUCUUGUCAACGGCAUGUACAAUAACCCUCAAGCAUUGGCUCAGAUGCAGGCACAAAUGGGCCGUGGUGGAGGUCGUGGUCAGAUUCAAAAUCUGCAAGGCCUACCUCCCAACAUGCAAGGUAUCCCUGGGCCACGUGGAGGACCUAACUUUACUCAAGGUGGUGGCCGAGGUGGUGUUCAGAACAUCCCAGGUGGUCAGAACCCUCGUCUUCCCCCAUCUGGACGCGGACAAGGAAAUGCACCAACCCGAGAGGAGCCAGCACCUCCAAGCAGCCUCGCCAACCUUUCCUCCCUCCCUCACAGCCAACAGAAGCAAAUUUUGGGUGAAGCCAUCUACCCCAAGAUUCAGUCUUUGCAACCAGAACUUGCAGGCAAGAUUACUGGUAUGCUUUUGGAGAUGGACAACUCUGAGCUUGUCACUUUGGUUGAUGAUGAUGCAGCUCUGCGCGCCAAGGUUGAUGAAGCUCUCAGCGUCUAUGAUGAUUACAUGAAGUCGAGAUCCGAGGGUCCCAACGGCACCAAGGAGGAGGACGGCUCCAAGGCUGAAGGUGUGGAAGCGAAUGCUGCCUAA